This is a messenger RNA of Gekko japonicus, 3788 nucleotides long. It is a transcript of the gene ADIPOR2, whose product is annotated as adiponectin receptor 2. Gene Ontology annotation, biological process: adiponectin-activated signaling pathway. Lineage: Eukaryota; Metazoa; Chordata; Lepidosauria; Squamata; Gekkonidae. Gene Ontology annotation, cellular component: plasma membrane. The coding region runs from base 209 to 1363 and encodes 384 amino acids. The transcript has 8 exons. Gene Ontology annotation, molecular function: signaling receptor activity. The record is from RefSeq and is a predicted model, not a curated record.
GGUGGGAAGGGGAGGCGGAGGGAAGGCGGGCACGGCGGAGACAAGGUGGAGGGGGUGGGAUUCCCGGAGGCGCCGGCGUCACCGUGGGGACUCCCUCCUCACCUCGGCGCUGGGCACGGGUGGACGCGGUCGUCAGGAGGUGCCAGAACCAGUCUGUUGCUGCUCCUUGCCCGAGAAAACCGCUUUCCUGGAGAAGACCCCUGGUCUCAUGAGCGGACCAACAGAUCUCGGGAAUGGCAGCAUUCUGGAGCCAGUCCUGCGGCUCAGGAAAGGGUACAUGCCCGAUGUCGCUGGGCAGAAACACGAUGAUCAUAACCAGUCAAGUGAUCAGGGGCCCCUCUUAGUGGAGCCACCUAUAUCUUCUGAGCAAGAAAAGAGUUCUGACGAUGCCAGGGAUAAUGAUUCGGCACCGGAAGAUGAAAGAUUUAUGGGGAUGCUGCCUCUCCUCCAAGCCCACCAUGCCAUGGAGAAAAUGGAAGAGUUUGUGUGUAAGGUGUGGGAGGGCAGAUGGCGUGUCAUCCCCUUUGAUGUCUUGCCGGACUGGCUAAAGGACAAUGACUACCUGUUGCAUGGACACCGACCACCCAUGCCCUCUUUCCGGGCAUGCUUCAAAAGCAUUUUCAGAAUACACACUGAGACUGGCAACAUCUGGACACAUCUACUAGGUUGUGUGUUCUUCUUGUGUCUGGGAAUAUUCUACAUGUUCCGGCCAAACAUGACCUUUGUAGCACCUGUGCAGGAGAAGGUGGUGGUUGGAAUGUUCUUUUUGGGAGCCAUUCUCUGCCUCUCCUUCUCGUGGCUCUUCCAUACAGUUUACUGCCAUUCAGAAGGUGUGUCGAGGCUCUUCUCCAAGUUGGACUACUCUGGUAUUGCCCUUCUCAUUAUGGGCAGCUUUGUUCCUUGGCUCUACUACUCUUUCUAUUGCAACCCUCAGCCGUGCUUCAUCUACUUGAUAGUGAUCUGUGUCCUGGGCAUUGCAGCCAUUAUCGUUUCCCAGUGGGACAGAUUUGCAACCCCUCAAUACAGAGGAGUACGGGCAGGAGUGUUUCUAGCUCUGGGCCUUAGUGGGGUUAUCCCCACACUGCACUUUGUCAUCUCAGAAGGGCUCCUUAAGGCUGCCACGAUGGGACAGAUUGGCUGGCUGGCCCUCAUGGCUUGUUUGUACAUCACUGGUGCUGCCCUGUACGCUGCUCGCAUCCCAGAGAGGUUCUUCCCGGGCAAGUGUGACAUCUGGUUCCACUCCCACCAGCUAUUCCACGUGUUUGUAGUGGCUGGUGCCUUUGUGCACUUCCAUGGCGUUUCAAACCUUCAGGAGUUCCGCUUCACAGUUGGAGGAGGCUGCUCGGAGAACGAGAUGCAGUGAAAGUGGCCAGACGCCCAGGACUGUAACCAAAAGAGAACUGUGGGAGCAGCCAGGAGUUAACCAGGCAGCUGGUGUGAGCAUCAGUGCCCACCUCUUACCUGCGGUGGUGUGGAAGCUUCAUGGGAAUUCUAACUUUAGUGCAGAAGAAAAAAUCAUACCUCAAGCAUUGGAGUGAAUUGGUUUUGAAGACCCAGAAGUUCUUAAACCCUACCUAAUUCCUGGGAUCUAUAGACUAAGCUAAAGAAAGCCCUUUCUUAAUCAUCUUCUGUUCAAUGCCAUAUUUAUUUGUAGAAAAUAAGAGGGGUUGUCAUGGAGAGGUGGCUUGGAAAUGUUUUUUUAAAAAAACUAGUUUAAGAUUUGUAUCUUGUUCAGGUAAGUUGAUUUUAGAUGCUCUUUUGAGAGAGAGAGAAAAAAAUGUAAAUAAGAUUUCUAAUUUUCUGUUUAAUUAAAAAGUUUAUAUAAAUGUUUUAAAAACUGAGGAGGGAGGGGUUUUGUAUAGAAUGCAACAUGCAAGUACCACACACUGUUUCAAUCUUGCACGAACUUUGUCAAGUGCGAGAGGGCCAGGUGAAACCCCUGGGGAGUCAAGCAUCCGGGCUCUGCAGGUUCUUCCUAGUGCUGGUGCACAUUGGACAUAGACCCCCAUAGGCCUCGGGGCUGCGCACAAGGUUUGCGAGAGCACUGAAAUGCCUACAACUUAUAUUAGAUAUCGGGCUGCCAUUCAGGCAUCUGUGUGUUCAGAUGGUAAAGAAGGCGCUGUCUGUAGCUGAGCUCUGCUUCCUUCACAGGCAAAGCCUUCUAGGCGCUCUCUCCCUUUAUGGACACUUCCCAAUGGCUUGUUGCACCAGCGUUCUGGGUUUUUGGUGGCUGGCUUUAAGGCACAACAUAGCACAUCCCUUGACCUCUGGGGUCUCCUGUCAGAUUUGCCAUUCUGUUAGGUCUGCCUAUCCCCUUUAUCCAAGUGUGCUUGUUAGUGCUGGGCAUCUGCUGUUUCGAAGGUGAGCCAGGGAAGGGGAAUGGACACAUUGGGAGGAAGAUAGUGGGAGUGGUGAGUGUUGCGUUGUGCUUGAGGGGAAGGAGACCGGCAGUCCACUCUGCUGAUCCAUUCUGGAUUGUUUAGCGUGCUCCUGAACCACAGGAGUGCGAAGGCAGCCUGUAUUCAGUCUGCUGAGCUGCAACGUAACACUGCCAUUGCUUCACUCUUCCUUCUGAUAUCUACAAUAAUGUUGCACACUGUAAAACACAGCUUGCAGACUUUGGUUCUGUUAUAGCUUUUCCUCUCCUCAGAAUAGUGUUCGGACUCAAGGGAGCUCGUCUGAUUUCACCUCUGCAGUGGGCACUGCCUUUCCCUGUUUCCUACACACUGUUUUUUUUAAAACUCUUUGCCCCAGAUGGCUUAACAGCAAGGGGUAGUGGUGCAUUCAGAGAAGGGGUGAAAGACCAUGCAGCAGAACUGUCAGAAUAAUUCUGGGAAGGUGUAGCCACUGCUUCUUCCUGCAGUGGUUGGUAAGGGAUGACAGAUCUUGGAAGAAGCAUUUUGGUCAAUUGUCUUUAUGCAGAUAACAACUCUCUGAGGGCAGUUAUUUCCAUCUCCAGAGUAAACAGAUGUUCUUCUGUGUUUUGCCCAUCUUUCCCCCUUCUUUUUUAGGGACAGGGGAUUGACUGCUCUUUUACCCCUGAAAACAGAAUCGGAAGUGUUCAGACUUACAAGAGGUGCUUAACUAGUGCUUGUAGGCAGCUUAAAGGGAGGUGUUUUUUAAUUUGAAUAGGAUCACAACACUGAAUGCAGCUAGGCCAGAUUGGCAGCCUAAUGUUUGUUGGUGUUUUGAUCCCAAACUUAAGUUGACAGUAUUAACUUGAAGCCUUUUAAUGCACCGGGAAGUCCAAUGCUGUUUUUUAAACCUUCUCACUGGUGUUUGUGUAGCCACCUGGUGGAACGGUGGCUUUUCCUCAUGAGGGCAAGUGGCCGUGCAUAUCAGACCUAGACCUACCUGUGUGAAAAGCACUUUUUGGGGUACUUUUGUAUCUGUACCAGCAGAAGCUGCAUCUCCUCAUUCUAGAUCAUCCUGUGCUUGCUUCCUGGAAAAGGGGCUUUUGCAACCCGGUCUGACACAGCAUAAAACCUGUACAGAAACACAAUACUCCACUUGCUGUUCUUAACCCCCUCUUGGUCUCUGUUUUAGGACAUCUUGUGUCCCAAUGAGAUACUGCUUAGCUGUGCACUUUUCUCUGGGGUGCUUGCUGAGACUUCUUCCCAGGUUGGCACCUGAUGCCUUACUCUCAGCAAUCGGAGGUUUGCUUGCUUCCUCUUUUUCUGUGUGUGUGUGUGUGCGUGUGCGCGCAGGUUUUCAGCAUAGUGUAGUUAGAUUCUGCGGCUUCUUUCUUCCCCCAUUAACUAGUGGCCUUGUUCAGGGUUUUUGUUUUU